This is a messenger RNA of Phyllotreta striolata, 4469 nucleotides long. The record is from the annotation of a GenBank genome assembly. Lineage: Eukaryota; Metazoa; Arthropoda; Insecta; Coleoptera; Chrysomelidae.
UUGUGCGCACACAUACUUCGCGACAAUUUAUUAUUAUUUUUUUACUAUUUGUUAUUAACGCAGACGUGAUAACCUUGGCUCAUUGGGUUUCGGAAUCGUUAGAAAUUGAGGAAUCGCCGAAUCGAAUGGUUGAAAAUGCGAGGACGACCGGUUUGCGACCAAAAAUUUGUUAAAACUGAAAUUGAAUCUGGAUACUUGUGGUACUUUGGAAUUCGUACUCGACAAGCUAGCCGAUGCAAAAGAGUAGAAUUUAAGGCGGUGAUGCUUUGACAUCAAUCAGUUAAAAUUGGAGGAUGCGCGAGUGCGAAUAAAAAUCCUAAAUUCCGAAAAUUGUCGAUGUUUAUAAAAAGUUUGUGUGUGAGAGAGAGUGUUUCAUUAAAAUGUUUACGAGGAUUAUAUAAUUUUCUAAACGUUCAGUCGGAGUUGGUCGUCACGACUUGUUGAAUGCGCCAGAUUGUCUCCUUGUUUUCGUCACCUGUAGCUUGUUUUUCCUCAAGUAUACGCUAACUUUUUUCUAUACGCAAAAAUGACGCGUUCCUACAAUAUGAUAAGGGCGAGUGACGGUGGGAAGUGGAUCGGGAGUUGACAUUCCCGUACAGGGCACGGGAGUGUUGCCGCUGCACUGCCACAUCGAAAACAGCGAAGGGAUCGUAACUAUAUAUCCCCUAUCAGAGAAUCUAUCUAUCGAUGGGGCGAGGGUCACCACCCCUACGAGAUUAUCCCAAGGUUGCAUGCUGACCAUCGGUAGAUCGAAUUAUAUGAGAUUCAACCAUCCGGCAGAGGCGAAGCUCAUGAAAUCCGUGUUGCCUAACCCGAGGAUAUCGAUGGCGCCGAUCAACUUCGAGCCGGACGGUUCUUUUAUGAGCAAAUUCAACAGGAAACCGCCGGUGGCGCCGCGCCGGAGCCCCAGGGACUCCCUGUCCGACAGCGGCAGCGACGAGCCGCCCUCCAGCGUCGGCACCAAAGUCUCCAAAUUCGAGUACCUCGCCGCGCAGAACUACAAAAAAUCCAUCUCCCCCAAGGUGUUUCCGUCGAACGUCGUCACUGUGAAUACACCAGUUAAAGACGUGAUAGGUAGAGCACCACCGGACCUCUCUAGUUUCACCAAGAACUUACCGCAAAGCACCUUGAACUACGCCGAAUUGAACACCAUCGAGAAACCCCAAGGCAAAGGUGUAUCUGUCCAACAAAACAUCUCGAAAAAAACCCACCAAAGCCAGUACGUUAACGUCACCAUCAACGAAACGAAGAACAUCAACAACCGCGUGAUCAUCUUCGAAAACGGCGCGCCCAAAAACCCCAACGUCAAUUUCGACCACAACGAACUGAACAACAAGACGUCCAGUACGAAUAAGAACAUCAACGUCAACCGAUUAAUUAUACCUUCUCCGAAUUUCAAUAGGAAUCCUGCUUUUUACAGGAGCGUUACUCCUAGUCCCGUCGCCACCAGUCCCAAAGUAUUGCACCGCAGGAGCGGGUCUUUGGACGAACUGACCGACGGGACUUACGAGUGUUUCGAGGAUCUGGAACAGAGGAAAUACGAAGCCGAAAUCAAAAGAAACAAGGCGCAGCAGGACCGAAUCAAAGAGCAGGAAAUCGAAAAGGCCGAACAACAGCGACUGGAGGAGAUCCUGAACAUGUGCGCCGAAUACGAGAGGCAACAGUGCGAGAAGAACAAACCCAUCACGCCAAACAGAAUAAAGACCAACGGUUCGCUGCCGAGGGAGAAACGAGGCGUUUGCAGCCCUUCAUCUCCGACUUACACCUCGACUCCUCCACCGUCUCCGCUGGACGCGCUCCACAGCGAGCUGCUCAAGCAAAGCAACUACGAGAACCGAUCGCCCAACGGCGUCGUCUACGACCAGCCCGUCGAUCAAAGACAACAGGAGGCGGAGCACCGCGCCGUGGAAAGGAGGAGUCCCUACGAAAACGUGUAUGUGCAGUACAACCCGCCCGGGCCCUAUCCCCCUUCGCCCAGGACGAGGAUCAAAACGUUCGUCCCCACCGCCAACAAAGACAACGCCUCGAAGGAAACCACGGAAAUCCUGCUGAGGGAAGCCGAACAAAUAUUGAAGCAAAACCUGCACAAUUCGAGGGAAAUUCCGCCCGAUCAUGAUAUAUUCGACGUGGCCGUUGCGAAAGCUACUCCCACCAAAUUCGUGUUUCCCGUGCAAAGCACGGCCGAAAUUAUUAAACUACCGUCUCCGGAAAUCGAAAUUCGUAACGAACUCGACGAUUCCGCCAAAUGCAACGGAUCGAGUAAAAGCCACGAAGAAGAUAACGUCGACACGAAACGAUUAGAACGACUAAAAAAGGAGAAAAAAGAAAUAUUAGCCGUUAUAUCGAGGAUAAAGCGGCAAAUGUCCGAAAUCGAAAUUCAAGAAGAAGAACUACAAAGAGAGACGGAGCUAGAACGAGCUCUCAUCUCCGGAGAAUACAAAUCGAAGCUCAACGAUCUGGAGAAGAUCACCGCUCGCAAUCAAAAACUGCAGAAGCGCGCCCAGAAAAUCGAAGACAACAUGCGAGACAGGCAAACCAAGCAGGACGAGGACCAAAGGAAGUGCAAAGAGAAGCUGAGGAUCGCCCAGGAGAACAUGAUGGAGGUGGAAUCGAAGAUGCGCUCGACGCCCAAAACCGAUCCCGAAUACGAGAACGCCUUCGAGGAGUACCUCAAAGCCCAAGAGCAACUGGACGUCGAGCGUAAGGCGUUCGAAGAUCUGGAAUUCCAUCAUUUAGAAGAAGAGGCCGAUUGGCUGGCCAGCCGGGAGGAAAUACACAGGGAAAUGGUGGAUCUUUCGAAGCGAUGCGAACAUCUAAAGAUACAAAUACUCAAUUUGGAACAACAGAAAUUGGAGACAUCGAACGCGAACACGCACGAAUUCAAGCUCAUAGAACAACAGAAAAUGGAGUGCCUGAUGCGACUCGAAGAGGUCCGGAAGAGGCUGAAGAGCAUCGACGGCGAACUGUCGACCUAUUCGCUCGAAGAUUCCGAGCAGGAGGCGUCCAGCGACACCGACAGCGACAAGUCCAAGGAAUUGGAGCGGCGCCUGUCGAGCCUCUCCUUCGGCAAAAUGACCGACAUGAGCUGCUCGAUCGUCGUCAGCGAUUCCAAGCCGCCGCUCGACGAGAACGUCUACAACAUGUCGCGGUCGUUCAACGAGAAAUUGUUCCAGGAAAAGUCCGUUCUGGAUAUCGGAAUCGAAAGGAAGUUUCCCAGUCAAGACGAUAUCGAUCGCAUUAGUCGAGUGACAUCCGACGCUCCUAUUAUCAAUGAAGGAAAUGAUUCGUUGGGACGGAAAACCAUCGAAUCGCUGAAGGAAAUCGAGCGUAAUCGACAUAUCCACCUUUGUCAACAAGCAUCGCAGGUGAUCGAGCAGGAGAGGCAGAGAGUGAACGCGUUGAAGCAGCGCGUGCAGGAGGAGGUGAAGAGCAAAUGGGUGCAGCGCUUGCAGGACUGCAAUUCGUUGAAUUCUUCCGGAUCGGAGGAGACGCGCUUGAGUGGUGCUGAUGAUGAGCAAAAGAGUGAAACAAAAGCAAUGACACCGGAGGAAUCCAUUUCAAGGGAUGUGUCGCGAGGAGAGUCUGAAAACGCCGAGUCUCCGAGGCCUUUAUCCGAAACCAGCGAAAUGAGCCUGGAAGUCGGUACUUUGAACAGGAAGAGGAAGCCCAUCAGCGACAAGCAACGGCCGUUGACGAGGUACUUGCCUAUCAGAGGAUCCGAUUUGGAUUUGAGGCAGCACAUCGAAUCUGCUGGUCACCAAGUGGUGCUUUGUCCUCACGUGAUCAUCAAUUCGAGCAUCUGCAGAGGUUACCUACACAAAAAGGGUUCGAAACUGAAUGGGUGGUCCAGGAGGUGGUUCGUGUUCGACAGGAAUAAGCACACGUUCGCCUAUUAUUUGGAUAAAAGCGAGAAGAAAGCCAGAGGUGGUGCUUAUUUCCAGGCGAUAGAAGAGGUGUAUUUGGACCAUCUGAACAGCGUGAAAUCCCCGAAUCCCCAACUGACUUUCAUAGUGAAAACGCACGAGCGGCUCUACUACUUAAUGGCGCCUUCUCCGGAGGCGAUGCGGAUUUGGGUAGACGUGAUAUUCACCGGGGCGGAAGGCUACAGGGAAUUCGAAGCGGGGACUUGAUGGUCGCCGCUCGUUUGGGUGCUCCGGGUGCGAAUUAUUUGAAAAAUUGGUGUACAUACAAUGUCUAUCACUGACGAUACAGCAGAUCUUAUAAUUAUCGAUGAGGUAUUUAGUUUUUAUAUAAGUAUUUUUGUACAUAGUUUUUUGUCUAUAUUGUGAUAAGAGAAAUGUUUCUUUAUACACAAAUCGAAUUUGUUUAUGCGCAUUUUAUGGUGGUUACCGUAUAAACUUGAAUGUUUUAGUAAGUCGAUUUUUAAAUGUAAGUGCCUUCGACGAGACCACAAUUUAUUGUAAAAGAUUUUUAAAGUGUUUUAUACUAAGACUGUAAACAUAUAAUAA